UACUAACUGUUAUUUUUCAAGUACUUCAGGUACGUAUUUGUAAAAUAGAAUAUAGAAUUGCUUUUGAAUUAUGCUUAAACGAUAGUCCAUUGUUCUCCUGAGUGAUUUACAGAGCUGUUCUGUUUCCUACGAGACACAUUUGAGUGGCGCUCUGGGAAAACGGGGCUUAAUGAAUGUUCUAAAAAAUGGCGAGUCAGAUUAGCCUAUGCAAUACGCACAGGCUAAUAAGGGAGGACAAUUUCCGCCUACACUGGAUUUUCGCUUAGAAGAUACUAACUUGAAACGAAAAGUAACAUACAAGCGAGAAGUUUCGUCCCAUAUCAUCCUGCUCGUUCAACACAGGUAAAUCAGGAACAAUAUUUUACGAACUUGCAUUAAGCUCCGUUUUCCCACAGCGCCGCUCAUUAACAAAGGUUCUAUCAGCUACAACCAUUCUUCAUAGCAUUUUUUUCAGAAUGGUAAACAUGACGAAAGAGUUCCAUGAUGUCUUUAAGAUAAUGUAACAAUGAUCUGGUUGUACCGUAUGACCGUGGACGAUCAGGUUUAUAUAGCGUUUUUUUAUUCAAUGUUGUUAAAUUUAUUGCAGCGAUUAAUAUUUGAUUUUAACUAAUGAGUUUACUCUUAAAUAAACGAAAUCGACCGCUUGUGUCGAAUAAUAUACGGUAUUUAGCAACCUCCAUGCAGAGAUUUGACGGGAACCAGAACAGCUAGAGCAAGGAACGACAACUCUGCAUGGCGAUUGGGUAUUUAGGAGUUACAUUUAGCAGAGCGAUCGGAUCAGACGGUGGUGUAACCUGCCAGCGUUACAAAUUGUCAUUUUGUUGUCAUGGAGUUUAGGGUUACCGGGAGUGUGACUGAGCCAGCAUUCAACCACAACAAACAUGGUGUCACGCAGGAAAUGUUGCAGGACUGGCUAACACUACUCAUGAAUAAAAACGCAGAAGAUGUCACCGCUGCUCAACCAGAUAUGGGUGCUUCGAUAAAGAAAGAAAGUGUGCAGUUCUUGUUCCAGACUUGUGACAAACUGAAAAUGUCUCCAGAGGUGAAAUACCUCAGUCUUGAGCUUUUUGACAGGUUCAUGCUCCAGCAUGUAAAUGAUCUGCAUCAGCACGUGUUGAAGUCUGGCAACCUGAAGACACGUGACAAGGACUGGCUCGACAUCAAGAAACGUGUGAGCAACCAAGUGGUCCUCCGCAUCAUCACGUGCAUACAGAUUGCCAGCAAGCUUACAUCACAUUAUCGGGUCCUAAGCCCACACAGGGCACGAAGGUUCUUGCAGGACGCGGGCCACCGCUACAACACCGAGUCCAUAAUGCAGUCCGAGCUGAGAGUCAUCAAGACUCUGAACUUCAGACUUGCCAAGCACUCUCCACUGGUAUACCUGGAAGCCAUUCUCGAGUCUUUAGGUCACAUGGAUCCCAGUGCCAAUAUCCUGAAGCUACACGACCUGGGCAUGAAGUUGCUAGACCUUGUAUACCUCCAAUAUGAUGAUGUCUAUUACAAGCUGUACCAGGUGGCUACCGGAGGAUCCCCUAGCACCAGCCAACAAAUUGACAGUUUUGCCUCUGUCCGCGCUGAUAAGAUGUUAUUAAUGGUUUCCAUAGUGACCGCUUCAGCAUAUAUCAUAGAGAAUGAAUCACAUCAAAAGACUAUGAUCAUGUUAAGCAAACUGACCAAGAUACCGGAGGAAGACAUUGCAGAUUUUGCCUCCGUCAUUUUCAAUCUGGUAGUAGAUACAAGAGAGGACUAAUUUAACCACGAUUUUCAAAGCUUUUCAAAAGUACAUACAUUAUUAUAUUAUUAUGAUUUUAAUUAUUCUCUUUCAAAGUUGAAUCAAACAAUCUUUAAUGAGACUAAACAUAAUUUUAGAAAUUUUGGAAUGAUAACAUCAUAUAAUUUUUUAAACCUGGUUUAUGUCAGUAUCAAUGAAAACAAUUAAUACAAGAUUACAAUUGAUGUUGUUUCAGAUUACAUCCAUUUUUCAUAUACCAAAACUACAGUAAAAUAGAUUCAAUCUGGUCUCUGGGUAAACCAGGCUUAAGGCAUGACAUGCGUAAAGUAUUGAUCCACAUAAGCACGUGAAGCAAUCACAGGCUUCCGGUAAUCAGAGACGACACUUUCAAUUUGUUAUGGAAUUAUUUCUUUAGAGAAAGUAUUCACAAAACAAUUUCUUCUAGGCGGAGUGUAUUCUCCCAGAUUAGCCUGUGCAGACUGCGCGGGCUAAUCUAGGAUGAUACAUGACGCACAUGCAUUAACCCGUGUUUUACCAGAGACCUGCUUAUCUGUAAAAAAACGACAACACAACAAACAAAUUACACACAUUUAACUAUUUGAUGUCUUUAGGCUCAGUUUUUAUCUUUUUUCGUUACAUUUGUUUGAUUUUAAUUU
Dreissena polymorpha is the source of this 2388-nucleotide messenger RNA. RefSeq names its product cyclin N-terminal domain-containing protein 1-like. Gene Ontology annotation, biological process: reciprocal meiotic recombination. Lineage: Eukaryota; Metazoa; Mollusca; Bivalvia; Myida; Dreissenidae. The coding region runs from base 827 to 1750 and encodes 307 amino acids. Gene Ontology annotation, cellular component: site of double-strand break. The transcript has 8 exons. The record is from RefSeq and is a predicted model, not a curated record.